UUCCAGUGGGGAAGGAAAUCAACUUUAAGAACAACUGAGGCAAACUUCACCUGCAGGACUCUGCUGCUCGUCCCUGGGAUUAAAUACAAAUUUCUUCUGUCGGAUUAAAAUAAUUUUUUCCCCACUGACUGUAAUGACGCCGUCGUGUCGCGUCAUGACGCACUCCAAUUAAACCUGGUUGUUGUAAAUGGAUCCACUGGUUCAGCGCGAGCAUGGCGAAAUGAUGUGCAAAAGUCAACUGAAGUGAAGUGGACUCAGGACUGUCACUCAUUAGUUCAUGUUGAGAAUCCGACUGUUAACCUGAACGAGCUAACCAGACAUCAUGGCUGGAGACGACCACUACCUUCAUACUUCCAACCAGAUUUUAGACAACAUCAUGAUGGAUCCAUCGUGGGAGUUCACACCUUUCCCUGUGAUGCAUCAGACCCCGUCUGUGCGGACAGUGGACGGACCGUUCCUGCAGAUCACAGAGCAGCCCAAACAGCGCGGCUUCAGGUUCAGGUACGGCUGUGAAGGUCCGUCUCAUGGCGGUCUGCCAGGAGCCUCGAGUGAGAAGAACAGGAAGACUUACCCCACCGUCAAGAUCUGUAACUACCAGGGUCCGGCCCGGGUGGUGGUCCAGCUGGUGACGGCGCUGACCCCCGUCGCUCAGCUCCACGCUCACAGUCUGGUGGGAAAACAGUGCGACAAAGGGAUCUGCAUCACCGACCUACAGCCCAAAGACUGCAACAUCAGUUUUCCUAACCUGGGGAUCCUUCAUGUGACGAAGAAGAACGUGGCGAAGACUCUGGAGGAGAGGAUGAUCGAGGCCUUCAGGCUGGGAUACAACUGUGGAGUCUCCAUCCACCCCGAAAUCGAUGUCCUGCAGGGGGAAGUCCGAGUCCCCCGAGACCUCACUGACCACCAGCGCAGUGUGAUCAGCAGCGCGGCAUCUCUUCAGGCUAAAGAAAUGGACCUCAGCGUUGUCCGGCUCAUGUUCACAGCGUUCCUCCCCGACAGUGAUGGAGGUUUCUCUAGACGACUCGAGCCUGUCGUGUCUGAACCGAUCUACGACAGCAAGGCUCCGAACGCCUCCAACCUGAAGAUCGUGAGGAUGGAUCGAACCGCCGGCUGUGUGAGCGGAGGAGAGGAGGUCUACCUGCUCUGUGACAAAGUCCAGAAAGAUGAUAUCCAGGUUCGGUUCUAUGAAGAAGACGACUCGGGGUUGACCUGGGAGGCUCUGGGAGAUUUCUCCCCGACAGACGUCCAUAGACAGUUCGCCAUCGUGUUCAAGACUCCGAAGUAUCGAGACCAGAACCUGCAGAAGCCCACGUCUGUGUUUGUCCAGCUGAAGAGGAAGUCUGACAACGAGACCAGCGAGCCCAAACCCUUCACCUACCACCCUCAGAUCAUAGACAAGGAGGAGGUGCAGAGGAAGAGACAGAAGACGUUGCCAAACUUCCAGGACUUCAGCGGUCACGGAGGAGGUGGAGGUCUUUACCGAGGAGGAGGUGGAGGUCCCGCUGCAGGAGGAGGACCCGGCUCUGGGGGAGGAGGAGGUUACUUUCAGGGCUUUACUACCUACAACUAUGGGGGAGGAGGAGGAGUAGGAGGAGGUGGAGGUUUCUCCACAGGAUACUCAGCUGGUCUGGCAGGAGGAGGCAUCAAACAUGCCUCUGAGGGUGGCGCAGCAGACGACAGCAGCGACGACAGUGAUCCAGAUGAUGAUUCGGGGUCGGGGGUCGUGCUGAGAGCUUCAGCCCUGAAGGGAAACCUCGAGGCAGGGGAGAGGACUGAGGAGGAGCCAGAGCCACACAGAGAUGAGCGGUUGGUUCAGGUGACCAGCAGACAGUUGGAGGCUCUGUUUCAGUACUCAGUCACAGGAGACUCAGCGUACCUGCUGGCUGCACAGCGCCCCCUGAUGACCGCGCAGGACGAGGACGGAGACACUGGGCUCCAUCUGGCAGUUCUCCACAGCCAGAAGGAGGCGCUGAAGAGUCUCACUCAGGUUGUCUUUGCUCUGCCUGGAGAGGAGGUGCUCAACAUGAGGAACCACCUCUACCAGACUCCUUUGCACCUGGCUGUGAUCACCCAGCAAAGGGAGGCGGUGGAGGCGCUGCUGUUGGCCGGCGCCGACCCAACUCUGACAGAUCGUCAUGGCAACACAGUGCUCCACCUGGCAUCUCAGCUGGAAGGAGGAGGAGGAGGAGGAGGAGGAGGGAUGGUCCAGUUUCUAGUGAAGCACAGAGAGCUGAGAGAGCUGCUGGAACACACCAACACAGCAGGUCUGUGUGCGAUCCACCUGGCAGUCCUGGCCAAUCAGCUGUCUUCUCUCAGGGAGCUGCUGGAGGGCGGGGCCAACGUGGAGGCUCAGGAGCGCAGCUGUGGACGGACCGCCCUCCACCUCGCCACCGAGGCCGAGAAUGUGUCGCUGGCCGGCUGCCUGCUGCUGGAGGGUAACGCCAAGGUGGACUCCCUUACCUUUAAUGGCUCCACCCCCCUCCACAUCGCUGCAGGGCGGGGCUCCAUCAAACUGACAGCUCUCCUGAUGGCUGCAGGUGCAGACCCUAAGAAGGAGAACUUUGAGCCUCUGUUCUUCAAGGAAGAGGACUCCUGUGAUGAAGAGAGGGAGGAUGAGGAUGAAGAUGAAGGCUACAUCCCAGGAACCACUCCGCUCAACAUGGCAGCCACCACUCAGGUGUUGGAGCUUCUGAAUGGUAAAGAGUAUGAACCAAAGUCUCCACACAGAUCCUUCGUCCCUCCUCCAGGCGACCUGGUGAGCCUGGAUGUGGAGGUGAAGCAGCAGGUGUGUUGCGCGCUGGAGAGUGAAGGAUGCUGGGAGAAUCUGGCUCACAGUCUGGGUCUCGGGAUCCUUAACACAGCCUUCAGGCUGAGCCCCUCCCCCGCCAAAACACUGCUGGACAGCUACGAGGUGUCAGGUGGGACGAUCAGGGACCUGUUGGCUGGUCUGAGGGCAGUCGGAGACUGUAAAGCUCUGAGCGUCCUGGAGGAGGCGCUGCACAACAACGACGAUGAGGAACAGAUGACCAAUGAGAUGAGCGGUGAUUCUCGGGUUCACGAUCUGAAGGCGGACGUUCGGAUCGACAGCGGGGUCUGUGACAGCGGGGUGGAGCUCUCCACAGCGUGACCGUCCCAUUGGUCCGUCCCCAGUUGGGUUCACCCAUCCAUUCACUCAUUCAUCCAUCCAUCCAUCCAUCCAGUGAUUGAUUCAUUGAUCGAUCGCUCCGGGCUGAGCUGAGUUCAGAGGAAACAGUUUCUCAUCACAAACAUUUUAUUUGUUUUUAAUUAAACGUGUUAUUUUUAACCUGAUGAGACAGAAAAGAUGUUUGUAAAGUACAUAUUAGUUAGUAAGGUUUCAGCCCACACUACACUCCAAUAGCUCCACCAAAGAAUGUAAAUCUGCUUCUUGUUCCUCUCUGAACAAAGAAGAAAUCACUGUGGGUUUGAAGGAAUCAUUCACUCGGAAAAACAAAACAAAAAGCAAGCAGAGUCCGUCAGAUAUCACGUGGUAGGGAAAAGUAUUGAUUUGAUCGACUGUAUAAUAUUUGGAAUCAUGUUCUGUUGGCUGCUGAGUGGACAGAUCUGACAGAGUGAAAGUGGACGGCUGAUUCUCAGCAGCAAAAGUCUUCUGAGCUGUGGUUUGUUUUUUCUGCAGCAGGUAUCGUCUGUCUGCAGGGGGAAAGGUGCUAUUGAUACUGAAAUGAUUGUAAAGAAAUUUGCCCGAAACGGUCGGUUCAGAUUGUUGCAAAUCUGUUUUAAUGCAACGCUCAAAUGUUCAUAUGGAGAGUUGUUGGUGUUUCUAAUGGUUCCUCCGGUUCAGACUGGCUGUGAAGAGAUCUCUUUAAACAUGACUCCACUGCAGGAGAUGGUUCAUGAAAUCUACAGUUCAGAUGUAGUUAAUCUGAGUUCACUGAGUGUGAAAACAGCUCUUUGUUAAGCAUUCAGUCGUCUGUGUGGACAUGUUUUAAAUCUGAUUCAGACGUCCAGUUUGAGUUAAAUAUCUGUAACUGUGAGGGUUUAUCAAAAACCAAAAACAGGAUUUUACAACUCUUCUCUUGUGAUAAUCAGGAGGGAAACUGCUGCAAAAUAGUGUUUAUGUUGCAGAUGAAUUUACCCAGAGUCUGCGCUCACGUCCGGCCUUGUAAUGAAUGAGAGGGCUGUUUUAUUUCCUACAGGGACUUAAACCGAUCUAACCUGACUCACAGGAUGUAGAUUGCUGGUAUAAGCCUGCUAUUGGCUGCCUAUUUUAGAAUUCUCCUCCCUUUUGCUAUCUGUCAACACAAUUUUGCAACAGCACCGUCAGUGCAUCCUGAUUUUAGUGCCACCCAAGACCCUUGUGAUUGGUUUAACCCUUUGAAACGUGAACAAAUUGGCUUGAUUUCUUUCAAAAACGUGGGAAGAAGGCAACGAGCAAUGAAUGAAGAAAUCACCCAAAAAAUGUGGAUGAAAUUAGUAAAAAAAAAGAAUAAUUUAAAACAAGAAUAUUAUUUAAAAAUAAAUAAACAAAAAAAGUAAAAUACAAACAAACAAGGAAAAUUUUAGUAAUUCUGUGACAUAAUUUUAGAUAUGUAAUAAUAAUUAUUAUAUACUUUUUCCCUUGCUUUUUUCUUAUUUUUUUUUUUAGAAAAAGACCUUUCUAAAUCUAGGAAUUAUUUGCAAUUUGUGGGACAUUUCUUCCCAAGUUUCUUUUUUAUUCUUUUUCUAACAGUAUUUUUUAUUGAUUUGAACAACAAUAAACAAAGACAUACACACAUCCAGUAUGUGUAUAUAUAUAUAUCCACAAAACACACAAAAGAACAGGACACCAGAACAAAAUCUCAGUGUAACCGUCAAGUAUUUCAAACACAUGUAAUCCACUGCCACCACCUACCCCAAAAGUAUGAAUUUAAAGCUAAAUAAAUAAAAAGAAAAUAAGAUGAAAUAAAAAAUAAUAAUGAAUAAAUGAGAGAGGAAAAUAAAACCAAUUUGCUUUUUGCCUUUCUUCCAUGUUUUUGAAAUAAACUGCACCAAUGAGCUCAGGGUUCAAAGGUUGAAAUACUUGCGAAAGGCGUCUGAAAGCAGCACAAGAAAAGUGAUGUCGCUCCAGGAUUCAAAGGGUUAAAGAAAUGCAAAUAACCCAGUUGUUCGUGACUCUGGGAGUUUGUGCUCCUGGCCAAGAAAUAGCUCAACACAAAAUGGUUAAACAUACAAAUAGACUGUGUUUUUAUCUUUGUAAAUUGCAGUAUAUUUUAUCACAAUACUCAGCAUAUCACAACAUAUUUAAAAUGGCAAUAAUAUUGUAUCGUGACUUAAGUAUCACAAUAAUAUCGUAUCGUGGAUCCUCUGGUGAUUCCCACCCCGAGUGUGUAACGACACUGUUACAGUAACCUGUGGAUAACCUUCCACGUAAUGCAGCGUAACAACAAAUUUAUUUUCGGUAGCUGUCGACGUAACGUAGCUCUGAUAUGUGUUAAUGUGUGACUGCUUUUGUCUCCCUCCAUGUACGCCAGAUGAAUCAGAUAUGUUUGAAAAACACUGGGCAAGUGUUGCAAGAAGAAAAGUUUUAAAAGUCCUUGAGAGGUCACGUAAAAGUUUUGAAAUUUUGUCAAUGAAAAUGUGGGAACCCUGCUCGAUGCUAAGCUAACCAGCUGCUAGUUGUAGUUAUUUGUGUAUUUCCCAAAACGUCGAACUAUUCCUUUGUUCAAAUUGUACUUAACAUGUUUGCGUUGACGUGUUGACUUGAUAAAUUUGCGAUGAAUGUCCUGGAGGAUCUGUGCACAACACAAAAUAUAUAAAAACACGUCAGUUCAUGGAGUGUCCACUUUAUAAGGAACACCUGUACAGUCUAACACAACUGUUCCACUUUUAUGACGCCUUUAAUAUUCGUUUUCUAUUAACACUGUCAGAAAUGUGUAACUUAAACUAUGUAUUUAUUACUGAGGUCAUAGUUAGAGAUGGUGUUGUAUUGGGCUACAUUAUAUUCAGAGGCGUUUCUGAUAUUCUAAUAUAAUCCAGCACAACAUCAGCUUUAAAGGUGGAGUGCAGAACGUUUGUCUCCCCCCUCUGGCAGGGAGAGUAAUUACACAAACACUGUCGAUGUGUGCCUCUGAUAUAUGCCUAAAACUGAACCUCAUAAAGAGAGAUGUUAUAGAACAACAGUUGUAUUCACUGCAUUAGAUUGUAGAGGUGUUCCUAAUAAAGUGGCCACUGAGUGUUCUGCCUCUGGCGUACUUGUGUCGUAAAGAGAUCCCUUCACAAUCAGUACAAACAGGAGGAAUCAUUACAAACAGCUCAUUACAUAUGAACAUGUGAGUAUUGUGUGAGGACAGACUUUAAAACAUGUGAAAUUGUCCUUUAAGUGUGCAUGUCAAAGAUUUUUUUUAAUUCUGUUUAGUGUUUUUUAAUUUUAAGGGCCAUUUAUUUUCUGUCCGUGUGUCACCAUUGAAACUUUUCAUAAAAACAAAAAACUCAAUGAACUUGUUUUAAAAAAAUGUUUUUAAUGUCUCCUCAGUCUGUUGUGUCUUCCUCUGGUAACAUACGACUCAUAUAUUUUAGCACAAAGACUGGCAGCAGUCCAGAGCUGUGAGGUGUUGUAGUCUUUUCUCGGUGUGAAACCAAAGCUCUUCUCUGAUAUUUAUAUCUUCGCCCUGCACUGUACAGUUCAACACCAGCUUUUCAUUGGUUGUUAUUUUUUAAAUAAAGUUGUUUUUUAUAUAUAAAA
Molecule: messenger RNA, 6700 nt
Organism: Epinephelus moara (kelp grouper)
Lineage: Eukaryota; Metazoa; Chordata; Actinopteri; Perciformes; Serranidae
Gene: nfkb1
Product: nuclear factor of kappa light polypeptide gene enhancer in B-cells 1
Exons: 24
Coding region: 323-3127 (934 amino acids)
Biological process (GO): innate immune response; non-canonical NF-kappaB signal transduction; cellular response to stress
Cellular component (GO): cytoplasm
Molecular function (GO): protein binding; RNA polymerase II cis-regulatory region sequence-specific DNA binding; DNA-binding transcription factor activity, RNA polymerase II-specific
Source: RefSeq, a predicted model, not a curated record